This is a messenger RNA of Galeopterus variegatus (Sunda flying lemur), 966 nucleotides long. Its product is annotated as olfactory receptor 52N1. Gene Ontology annotation, biological process: G protein-coupled receptor signaling pathway. NCBI's taxonomy places the organism in Eukaryota, Metazoa, Chordata, Mammalia, Dermoptera, Cynocephalidae. Bases 1 to 966 code for a protein of 321 amino acids. Gene Ontology annotation, molecular function: olfactory receptor activity; G protein-coupled receptor activity. The transcript has a single exon. The record is from RefSeq and is a predicted model, not a curated record. Gene Ontology annotation, cellular component: membrane.
AUGUCGUUUCUAAAUGGCACCAGCCUAAGUCCAGCUUCAUUCAUCCUAAAUGGCAUCCCUGGUCUGGAAGAAGUUCAUCUGUGGAUCUCCUUCCCGCUGUGUACCAUGUACAGCAUUGCUAUCACAGGGAACUUUGGCCUUAUCUACCUCAUCUACUCUGAAGAGGCCUUACACAGACCUAUGUAUGUCUUCCUAGGCCUUCUUUCCUUCACGGACGUGCUCAUGUGCACCAGCACCCUGCCCAACACCCUCUGCAUAUUGUGGUUCAACCUCAAGGAGAUCGAUUUCAAAGCCUGCCUAACCCAGAUGUUCUUUGUGCACACCUUCACAGGGAUGGAGUCUGGGGUGCUCAUGCUCAUGGCCCUGGACCGCUAUGUGGCCAUCUGCUACCCACUGCGCUACGCCACUGUCCUCACUAAUUCAGUCAUUGCCAAGGCUGGGCUCCUCACUUUCCUUCGAGGUGUGAUGCUUGUUAUCCCUUUCACUUUCCUCACCAAGCGCUUGCCAUACUGCAGGGGCAAUGUCAUCCCACACACCUACUGUGACCACAUGUCCGUGGCCAAAAUAUCCUGUGGUAAUGUUAAAGUCAAUGCAAUCUAUGGUUUGAUGGUUGCCCUCCUGAUUGGGGGCUUUGAUAUCUUGUGCAUCACCGUCUCCUACACCAUGAUCCUCCGAGCAGUGGUCAGUCUCUCCUCAGCAGAUGCUCGACAGAAGGCCUUCAGCACCUGCACUGCCCACAUCUGUGCCAUCGUCAUCACCUAUGUCCCAGCCUUCUUUACCUUUUUCACACACCGUUUUGGGGGACACACCAUUCCUUCCCAUAUACACAUUAUUAUGGCUAAUCUUUAUUUACUCAUGCCUCCCACAAUGAAUCCUAUUGUGUAUGGGGUGAAAACCAAGCAGAUACGAGAAAGUGUCGGUAGGUUCUUGCUUAAGGCAAAGGACAAUUCUUUUUGUAACAUUUAA